CAUCACCAUCAUCUUCGCAUACACUAACCCAUAAUACCUCAUCAUGCCAUCAGGUGCAAAGAAGAGAAAGCAAGACAAGAAAAAGAAAGAAAAGGCCGCCAACAACCACUCAACUACUAACACUAAACAAGUGUUAGGAAAUGAUGAUCUGAAAACCCAUGAGGAGAAAGACAGUGACGGUGGUGAAAUCAGUUCCCCUAAAUCACAGCCUGACCAUCGCUCAUUAACGGAAAACGAAGAACAGGGGGAGGUGGAUAGGCAGGUUCGGGAUUCUCAUACUUCUGCAUCGGUUGUUGUCGCCAAUUCUAAAUCCAUGGAAGUUUCCCAAAAUGGCACCGGCAACGGCGAAACGGAAAAUAACCAAAACGAGGUGCCAGAGGAGGUGGAGGUUGUUCAGGAUAUUGAGGUUACUAGGGAAUUGAAGCUAGAGGAGGAUGAAGUUGUUAAGGACAUUCAGGUUACGAGGGUGUUGAAGGCUGAUGAGGUUUCUGAGUGCAAAGAUGAUAAUAUUGAGUCUGUUGAGCGAGAUGCUAGUAGCUCCAGUAGUAGUAGCAGUUCUGAUAAUGAAUCCCCAUUGGCCGAUAAGAAUUCCUACGUGAUUGAAUCAGGGGAGAUGGAAGAGGAAGAAAAGAGUGGUGGUUCAGUCAUGGAAACCACACCCGAUGUUGAUUCAGCAGAGAAAUUGGAGGAGGAGAGGAUGGCUACUUCAGUUAUGGACACUGCCACUGUUGUCGAUUUGACAGGGAAGUUGGAUGAAACGAAGAGUCCUGCUUCAGUCAUGGAAAUUACAUACACUGUUGAUUUAGCCGAGCCAGUUGGUUCAUUGACUGAGGAGGUGACUGAAGCUUUUGCAUCCAGUACUAUUGUGGAUACUGGGGUUUCUGAUGAGAUUGAUUUGGCAUCGAAGGAUAAAGAGGAGAUAUCAUUGCCAUCUUCAAAUAAAACUGUGGGGGCCUUGGAUGUAAUUGAUUCAGUGGCAAAGGAAAGUGAAGAUAAGAUGUUGCAACCUUCUGAUACUCCAAUUGUUGAAACUAGUGGUACUGGUAGUGCUGAAUUACUCAAAGACCAUGCAAUUCCAGAAAGCUCAGUAAACCAGCCACUGUUGAGUACAGUUCCUCCGGCAGUAGAAAGGACUUCUUGGAAGAGUUGCUGCGGCAUAUUUGAUUUUCUGAAAGGCUAGAACAGAGAGAUCAGUAGGAGGAGGCCGAGAG
Messenger RNA from Telopea speciosissima, 1211 nucleotides. RefSeq lists its product as uncharacterized. NCBI's taxonomy places the organism in Eukaryota, Viridiplantae, Streptophyta, Magnoliopsida, Proteales, Proteaceae. Bases 44 to 1180 code for a protein of 378 amino acids. The transcript has 4 exons. The record is from RefSeq and is a predicted model, not a curated record.